AUGGGGAAUUUGCAGGAUAUGCUCAAGGUCCGGCACAAGAGCAGAACCGACCGGCUGACGGAGUCAGAGAAGCUGCUCAAAACGCGAUUACGCCAGGCCCAGAUGAAGAGAAGGAUUGGCAGUGUGCAUGUUUUGCAUCAGCAGAACGCAUUGGCACAGAUAAAGUUUGAUAUAACAGACCUGCUACGCGUUCAGGUUCCUCAUGAAAAUCCAUUAGUCGUUAGUCUGAUAGUUGCAGAAUGCCUGGUGCGAAGAGUUCUGAUUGAUCCAGGAAGCAGUGUAAAUGUCAUGCCCAGAAUAACGUUCGACCGGCUCGAGAUCGAACCCGAGAAGCUCAAAGCCACAGGAAAUCCAUUGCUAGGAUUUAAUGAGAAGCAGGUGGAGCCCAUUGGUAUGGUGGAAUUAACAGUGCAAGCUGCUAAGAGAAUUCUGACUGAGAGUUUUGUGGUCGUAGAAAUCCAUCCAUCUUACAACCUCUUGAUGGGAAGAGGGUGGAUUCACAGAGUUCAGGGUGUCCCAUCAACUCUACAUCAAGUGAUGCGAUGCUUGGGUCCAAAUGGGACCAAGGUGAUUGAUAUUCAUGGGGACCAGGAUCCUCCACCCAACAAGAGUGGGGAGGAGAAGCCGUCAGUUCUGACUGAAGAACCUCUUCUUGAUGUGCAGAUCGGCCAUAAGAAGCCAGAUCGAACAACGAGGGUGGGAUCAAAACUUGUUGAAGAGGAAAAACAAUGGUUGAUUGAUUUCUUGACUCAGAAUGCAGAUAUGUUCGCGUGGAGCCAUUCAGACAUGCCGAGAAUUAGUCCUUUUGUGUCCUAUCAUUUCCUCAAUGUAGAUCCGAACGCAAAGCCUGUGAAGCAGAAGCAGAGAAGAUUCGCUCCAGAACGCAAUCGAAUCAUAGCUCAGGAGAUUAAUCGGUUGCUCGAUGCAAGAUUCAUUAGAGAGGACAACUUCACAUUGCCAAUGAUUGAUCAAAUGGUGGAUGCCACUACUGGGUACGAACGGUUAACCUUCCUGGAUGCUUACUCAGGUUACAAUCAGAUCCCCAUGGACCAGAUUGAUGAAGAGAAAACUUCUUUUGUUACUGAACGUGGGACCUACUGCUAUAAAGUCAUGCCGUUCGGACUAAAGAAUGUUGGAGCUACUUAUCAGAUGUUAAUCAGCAAGAUUUUCAAAAGUCAAAUGGGGAGAAUUGUGGAGGCUUGCAUUGAUGAUAUGGUGGUAAAGAGUAAGAAGAAGAAUGACCACUUGGAGCACUUACAGGAUGUGUUUGGUGUGUUGAGGAAGUACGAAAUGAAGUUUAAUCCAACCAAAUGCUCAUUCGGCGUAAGCUCUGGCCAAUUCUUCGGGUAUGUGGUCAAUUAUAGAGGAAUUGAGGCUAGCCCAACCCAGGCGGAAGCUCUGAUCAGAAAUGCAGGACCAAAGACAAUUAAAGAAGUGCAAGCACUCACAGGUCGAAUAGCUGCACUGAGUCGGUUCAUUUCGAAGCUUUCAGACCGCUGUAAACCAUUUUUUGACACGAUACGAGGCCAUGGAAGACAAGCCUGGGGGAUGAAUAACGACAGGCAUUGA
Molecule: messenger RNA, 1569 nt
Organism: Cornus florida
Lineage: Eukaryota; Viridiplantae; Streptophyta; Magnoliopsida; Cornales; Cornaceae
Exons: 4
Coding region: 1-1569 (522 amino acids)
Source: RefSeq, a predicted model, not a curated record